UAACCGUUAAUAUUGAGGGGUUAAAUUUGUAGUUCAUUCAAAUUAAUUCCAUAGCCUUAUUGUCAUUCAUUCACAUUCAUUCAUUCAUGUGAUCGAUCAUUGAUGAAGGCCGGAGUAUACCCGAUAAUUAUUUUUUUUUGAUUUUACAAAUUAUUUUUCUUUUAUUUUUGUCUUAUAAUGAUUGAAGGGCGUGCAAAUGAGCUACCCGAUUUUCAGGUCUUUCGGACGGUGAUUAAGUAUUGCUUAGUCAUUAUAAUCGUACCUGUUUUAUCGUUUUUCUUGGCAAAAAGUGUUCUCUUCGAUGGCAUUCUUCAUUUGGCACCAGUCAACAGCAGCGUUUAUUCGGCAGUAGUUGCCGUAAUCGUUCUUCACGUUACACUUGGAUUAUACAUCUAUAAAGCGUACGGUGAAGCGGAGACUCCAUCUAAACCAGUUAAAAAAGAUUAGAUACAUACUAUUGACUAAUAAAAACUCCAUUAUCACUAUAUUUCAAAAUGGAGAAACUGUACAUGAAAGGAGAACUCAUACAAGUCCACACAAAAAACUGCGAAGUAUUCGAAGGUAGGUUCUACGGGAUGACAAAUGACAAGUCUAAAAUAUCGCUGUACGACGUCAAGGAGUUGCCUCAAGGCGACACAAGUGAUGGUAUAUUCCAUUACUAUGACAAUGAAAUCAGGGACAUAGUCAAACUGCAAGAACCAACUGAACAAAAAAUACUAAAAAUAUCACAAAAGGAAUGUGAGGAAAUUAUUAAAGUGUCAAAGAAAUACAUUUAUAUAAAUCAAGUUGACAACACAUUUCAUGAAGCGAUGACUGAUUUGAACCAGUACAACUACAUUGCCCUCAGCACUGAUGGAGCAGGUAUGGGCAGGAAAUGCAAAAUGCCAUUUUUGGUGCUGUCUACAGUACAACAGAUCUACAUAUUUGACAUACAAGUGAUGCAAUAUCAUGCUUUUGAUGCUGGCCUGAAAAAAAUUCUAGAGAGUGAUAUCCCAAAAAAGAUUGUCCAUGACUGCAGAAAGAUAUCUGACUGCUUAUAUCACAAACACAAUGUUAAACUGAAAUCAGUAUUUGAUACACAGGUGGGUGAUCUCAUUAUUAUGAAAAACAAGAAAGGAUGCUUGCCGAGUAAGGUCAAAACUCUUUCUGAAUGUUUAAACACCUACCUUGGAUUGCAACAGAAUACUAUUGAUGAUAAGCUUGACAUAAUUCAGUGCACUGAACGUCCACUAGCAAUGAAAAUCAAGGACAGUCUUGCUAAGAAUAUAGCAUUUUUACAUCGGUUAUCAGAAAUAAUAAGUGAAGAAAUGCAACUGCCGUUUUACAGAGGUGUAGAAUAUUAUGUUGAAAAUGUGCGGUCUUGUGAUGACUUUAAGGCUUGGGAACUUUGUGGUAAACUCACCCAAGUACCAAAAGAUUUCAAGAGCGCAAUUGAAUAUUAAAACAUUCCGCUUCAUGUAGAAUAGAUGUUUGAAAAACGCAUUUUGUGAAAGUAGUGUUUUGGCUUUUAGAGUAGAGAAAAGCAGUAUUACAACUUUGUCCAAAUAAAAUAUAUAUAUUGUGCAAUAAUGUUAUUAUAAAUUUUACUAAAGUUGAAAUCUGCUUUAAUGAUGUAAUUCUGCUAUAUUUAUACUUAAUCUAAAAUUGUCUUGAUAAAUUAUACAAAUAAGCACAUUACAAUAAUAUGGCUUCAAUGAUUUCAUAUAUCUGUGAUCACUCAACAAAGUGUCUAAAUAGCUUUUUACACCAAAUGUAAAGUUGUUGGUAUUAUUUUUGUACUUAUGGAAUAAUAAGUAAAGGCACUAUUAAAAUAUUUAUGUAACUAUAUUGUAUUUAAAUUUCUUCAUCAUAUCUUAUAGAUGUAAGAAAAAUAUAACUUAUAAGAUUGAGCAUAUUUUGUGAGAAGGUUUAUAUAAAAUGGAAAGUAGUAAUGGAUGAUGUAGUUUUAAUCAUAAAUGUGUUUAUCUUGUAUGAGCCAGCCUCUGUGAAGUUAGAAGCAUUGCUUUUAAUAAACUUUUGUGCUUCAAA
Manduca sexta (tobacco hornworm) is the source of this 2028-nucleotide messenger RNA. Its product is annotated as piRNA biogenesis protein EXD1. NCBI's taxonomy places the organism in Eukaryota, Metazoa, Arthropoda, Insecta, Lepidoptera, Sphingidae. The transcript has 4 exons. Gene Ontology annotation, biological process: nucleobase-containing compound metabolic process. The record is from RefSeq and is a predicted model, not a curated record. Gene Ontology annotation, molecular function: nucleic acid binding; 3'-5' exonuclease activity. Bases 495 to 1442 code for a protein of 315 amino acids.